AUGGCGACCGUCUCUCCUUUCCCAGACAAGGAAUUGGCGGGUGACGAUAUCAGGAAGUCAGCCGAGUUUGGUGUCCAGGAGGCUACUCAGCAACACCAAACACGCCGUGGUCUAUCCCCUCGCCAUGUGCAGCUCAUGACCAUUGCGGGAGGAAUUGGAGUCGGUCUGUUUGUGGGCGUAGGCUCCGUUCUACGUGACGCAGGACCACUUCCACUCUUCCUUGGCUACUUCAUCUAUGGUGUCUUCUUCAUCUGGCCUACGUGUCUGAACGUCGCUGAGAUGGUGGCAUGGCUUCCUGUCCGCGGUUCCAUCUACGAGCUUGCGAAUCGCUUCGUUGAUCCUGCUCUCGGUUUCGCCAUGGGCUGGACCUACUUUUUUGCCGGCACCAUGCUCGUGUGCACUGAGUACUCCGCUGUCGCAACUGUCAUGGAAUAUUGGAAUACGUCUAUCAAUCCGGCCGUGUGGAUUGCCAUGUCAAUGGCCAUCUGCUACUUUCUCAAUAUGGUUGCAGUCAAGUGGUACGGCGAAACAGAGUUCAUUAUGUCUUCAACAAAGGUCCUCUUGCUUAUCGGCUUGGUUAUGGCAACUCUCGUUACGAUGGCUGGCGGCAACCCACAAAACGACGCGUACGGCUUCCGCAACUGGUCCAACGGCGAUUUUAUACACUCGUAUUAUGCCGAUGGCGCUACUGGCAUGUUUCUGAGCAUCUGCAUUUCCGUCCGAUACGCCGUCUUUACCAUGCCUGGGCCCGACAUGAUCGCCCUCGCCGCUGGAGAGAUCCGAAACCCUCGCAAGACCAUUCCCAACGUGGCCAGGAUGGUGCUGGCUCGCGUCUUUGGCAUCUAUCUGAUCGGUGUCCUUGCAGUGGGAAUUCUUUGCAACUCACGAGAUGCCCGGCUCUUGGGAGCCAUUGCAUCGGGACAGUCUGGUGCAGCAGCAUCGCCUUGGGUAGUGGGCCUUCUCAAUCUGGGGAUCGAAGGCUUUCUCCCCGGCUUCAUCAACUUCCUCAUUCUGCUUUCGGGGUUAUCAUGUGGCAAUGCCUUCCUCUACAGUUCAAGCAGAACGCUCUACUCCCUGGCUCAAGAUGGACAAGCGCCAAAGAUUUUCCUCGAGUGCACUGAAGUUGGCGUGCCAUGGGUUGCAGUAACUGCGAUCACCGUCAUCUCAUGUCUUUCUUUUCUCGUGGCUUCAAACGGCUCCUACGUCGUCUUUAGCUGGUUCGUUGGACUGACGACGGUGUCCCUGUGUGCCAACUUCACAGCAAAGGCCUGGGUCUUCAUUGGGUGGCGCCGAGCACUCAAAGCUCAAGGAUACGCCCUCGUCGGGAAGAACAACAUCAACCAACGUCCCUGGCUUUCCAAGCUGGUCCAUUCCAAGCCGCCGGCGAGUGAAAUCACCGAGGACACCAUUGUUUUCCCCUACAUUGCUCCUUGUGGCACCUGGACACCCUACAUGAACUUGUUUCUUGGUAGCACGGUGUGCAUUUUUAUCGGCUUCGAUGUAUUCGCUCCAUUCUCAUAUCGUGGCCUGAUUACAAACUACUUUGGGCUACUCUGGUUCUGCUUCAUGUUUCUAUUUUGGAAGGUAUACAAGAAAACCAAGUUUGUAGUGGCAGCAGACGUGGAUAUUUACGCCGCAGGACGCAAGCAGGCGGUUGACGAAGAGUGCCGUCACUGGGAAGAUGGGUCCUCCGCCGAGAGCGAGUACGAACAACUUAAGCAGGUUAAUGUUUUCGUCCGUGGAUGGAAGAAGUUUUGGGGAAACUGA
This is a messenger RNA of Ilyonectria robusta, 1767 nucleotides long. Its product is annotated as amino acid permease-domain-containing protein. Gene Ontology annotation, molecular function: amino acid transmembrane transporter activity. Gene Ontology annotation, cellular component: membrane. The record is from RefSeq and is a predicted model, not a curated record. Lineage: Eukaryota; Fungi; Ascomycota; Sordariomycetes; Hypocreales; Nectriaceae. The coding region runs from base 1 to 1767 and encodes 588 amino acids. Gene Ontology annotation, biological process: amino acid transmembrane transport. The transcript has 2 exons.